AUGGGGCUCAUGACCACAAGCGACCAUGGCCACAAGAAGGACGAGAGCGGCAGUGGCGGCGGCUUCAUGGACAAGCUGAAGAAGCCCUUUCGCGACCUGGAGGACAAGCUCGAGGGCACCCAUUUACACGACGCAAAGGUCCACCUAGUGCACAAGAAACACCAGAUUGGCAAGCUAGCCAACCUUUUCAACGCCAACCAUCGCCACGACGAGGAGCACGAAAAGGCCACCGACGACAAGCGAGCCAAGAUCGCAGAGGAGCACCGCUUCGAGUCCUUCUUCCCGGAGCGCGACGGCAACCUGAUCAAGUGGUACGUCGACGGUCGCGACUACUUCUGGGCCGUGUCAGAGGCUCUCGAGGCCGCCAAGGAGACCAUCUACAUCUGCGACUGGUGGCUAUCCCCCGAGCUGUUUCUGCGCCGGCCCCCUCACUACAAACAAGAAUGGAGACUGGACCAGGUCCUCAAGCGCCGCGCCGAGGCCGGCGUCCAGAUUCACAUCAUUGUCUACCGCGAAGUCGAGGCCGCCCUAACAUGCAACUCCGCCCACACAAAGCAUGCGCUGCAGGCCCUGUGCCCCGAGGGUUCACCGGGCUAUGGCAACAUCAAGAUCAUGCGCCACCCAGACCACAAUGUUCUGUCCAACGGCGCCGACAUGACCUUUUACUGGGCCCAUCAUGAGAAGUUCAUCGUCAUUGACUAUGCCAUGGCCUUCAUUGGAGGUCUGGAUCUGUGUUUCGGUCGCUGGGACAGCCACACCCACCCUCUGGCCGACGCUCAUCCCGAGGGUAUCCAGAACGAGGUCUGGCCCGGACAGGAUUUCAAUAACAACAGAAUCAUGGAUUUCCAAAACGUCCAGGACUGGAAGCAAAACGAACUGAGCAAGGCCGAGUACGGUCGCAUGCCCUGGCACGACGUUUCCAUGGGUGUCGUCGGCCCCUGCGUCUACGACAUUGCCGAGCAUUUUGUACUGCGCUGGAACUUUGUCAAGCGCGACAAGUACAAGCGCGACGAUCGCUUCGACUGGAUCCAGCUACGCGGUCGCUUGGCCGAGGACGAAGACCUCGUAGGAGUCCAGCGGCCUAAGCAUCCUGUCGGAGAGUAUCUCACUCACCCUCUGGACGAGCGAAGUCUGUCGAACCUGGAGAACAAGGGAUCCAUGCAUGCCCAGGUUGUGCGCUCCAGUGCUGACUGGUCCAGCGGUAUUCUGACCGAUCACUCGAUCCAGAACGCCUACUCCGAGAUUAUUAGCAAGGCCGAGCACUUUGUCUACAUUGAGAACCAGUUCUUCAUCACCGCAACUGGCGACCAGCAAGCACCCAUCCACAACACAGUCGGCCGUGCCAUUGUCGAUGCCGUUGUGAGGGCCGGCAAAGAGGGCCGCAAGUUCCGAGUCAUCGUCCUCAUCCCCGCCAUUCCCGGUUUCGCCGGCGACCUCCGAGAUGAUGCCGCGACCGGCACCCGUGCCAUCAUGGACUACCAGUACAAGUCAAUCUGCCGCGGAGAGCAUUCAAUUUUUGAGCAGGUCAAGAAGGAGGGUGUUGAUCCCAGAAACCACAUUUUCUUCUUCAACCUGCGAUCUUACGACCGUCUCAACCGGACAUCGGCCGUGGAGAAGAGAGAAAAGGACACUGGCGUUAAAUACGCCGAAGUGCAGCGCGCGCAAGCCGAAGAGAUCAUGGGCACAGGUAUCCAUGGCAUCAACGACCCCACCGAAAAGGAACGCGAUGAGCACAUGGGCGCCAAGGCCGAACAAGUGGGCGGGGGCAAGCCCGCAGAGGCACAGGAUGCAAUUGACGCCAAGAAGCGCUUCGAGGCUAGUCUGGGCGACGCCGAGCUGAACGCCAAAACCUCGGUUGCGCAGCACGCCAUGGCCAACUCUGGUUCGAUCGAAGAGGAGCCGUGGGAUGACGAGGACCCGGAGACCGAGAUUCGCAACUGGAUCCAGGAAGAGCUCUACAUCCACUCCAAGCUGCUCAUCGUGGACGACCGCAUCGUCAUCUGCGGCUCCAGUAACCUCAAUGACCGCAGUCAGCUUGGGUACCACGACAGCGAGCUGAGUAUCGUCAUGGAGGACACGAAGCGCAUCCCCAGCACCAUGGACGGGAAGCCGUACGAGGCGGGGUGGCACGCGACCUCUCUGCGUCGGUAUCUGUGGCGCGAGCACCUCGGUCUCCUGCCGGCGCAGGAUCUGGACGGGUCCAAGGACCCCAACUCGCAACCGCCGGGGCACUCGCCCAACGACGCAUGGGACCGCGAUGACACGUGGAAGUUUGUCGAGGAUCCCAUGAACGACGAGUUGUGGGAGAUGUGGACGGGCAAUGCCACCAGGAACACGGAUCUAUACCGCCACCUGUUCCACGCCGAUCCGGAUGACCACAUCAAAACGUUUGAUGACUAUGACAGAUACCUGCCCCCCAAGGGAGUCAAGGCUGGCCACAUCUUCGACCAGUUCAUGCCCGCGGCGGAUGCGCGGCAGAAGAUUGACCAGAUCAAGGGCCACCUUGUGUGGUUCCCGCUCGACUUUUUGCGGGACGCUGAGAUGGCGGAGAAGGGACUUCAGGUGAACCAGAUCACCGAGAGUAUCUACACUUAA
This is a messenger RNA of Colletotrichum orchidophilum, 2595 nucleotides long. RefSeq lists its product as uncharacterized. Gene Ontology annotation, biological process: intracellular signal transduction; phosphatidic acid biosynthetic process; cell motility. Gene Ontology annotation, molecular function: D-type glycerophospholipase activity. NCBI's taxonomy places the organism in Eukaryota, Fungi, Ascomycota, Sordariomycetes, Glomerellales, Glomerellaceae. The transcript is spliced from 3 exons. The coding region runs from base 1 to 2595 and encodes 864 amino acids. The record is from RefSeq and is a predicted model, not a curated record.